This is a messenger RNA of Zingiber officinale, 1185 nucleotides long. RefSeq names its product carboxyvinyl-carboxyphosphonate phosphorylmutase, chloroplastic-like. Gene Ontology annotation, molecular function: catalytic activity. The transcript has 7 exons. Bases 34 to 1068 code for a protein of 344 amino acids. NCBI's taxonomy places the organism in Eukaryota, Viridiplantae, Streptophyta, Magnoliopsida, Zingiberales, Zingiberaceae. The record is from RefSeq and is a predicted model, not a curated record.
GUUCCAAACCCGUCGCCUUCGCGCACGCUAUAAAUGAGCACGGCGCUGCCCUUCUCCCUCUCCGUACCUUGUCCGUCCACCAAUCCAUCGAUCGAGCAGUUCCGGGUCGGUGUAGAAGCUGAAGUGAUGGCGAGCUCUCAGACGACCUGCGUCCCGGUGAUGCCUUCGGCGGCGUCUUCUGGAUCUAAGAGAACGCGCAUGCACCGCCUCAUCGAGGAGGAGGGCAUCGUGCUGAUGCCGGGGAUCUUCGACGCCCUAUCCGCCGCCGUCCUGCAGAGCUCGGGAUUCAAGGCUGGAUUUGUCUCCGGAUACGCCGUCUCCGCUUCCCGCCUCGGCAUGCCGGACAUCGGCCUCCUCACGCCGCCGGAGAUGGCUGAUGUUGCUCGAGCAAUUUGCGCUGCGGCUCCUAACGUUGCGUUCAUUGUUGAUGCUGAUACAGGAGGUGGAAACGCUCUCAAUGUUCAAAGGACUGUUAAAGACAUAAUUGGUACUGGUGCUGCUGGUUUGUUCCUUGAGGAUCAAGUUUGGCCAAAGAAGUGUGGACAUAUGCAAGGAAAACAGGUGAUACCAGCUGAGGAACAUGCAGCCAAGAUAGCAGCCGCUCGAGAAGCUAUUGGCGAUGCUGAUUUUUUCCUUAUCGCUCGUACUGAUGCUCGUGCAACUGCUGGUGGUUUAAACGAAGCAAUUGCGCGGGCAAACCUCUACAUGGAGGCAGGGGCAGAUGCUUGCUUCGUCGAGGCACCGCGGAGCGACGACGAGCUGAGGGAGGUAUGCAAGCGCACAAAUGGCUUCAGAGCAGCCAACAUGCUCGAAGGCGGGUUCACGCCGUUGCACACGCCCCAGGAGCUCAAGGAGAUGGGCUUCCAUCUCAUUGUGCAUUCCACCACCGCUGUCUACGCUUCUGCUCGCGCCUUGAUCGACAUCUUGAAAGUAAUGAAGGACGAUGGAACCAGCCGAGAUCAUCUCCACAAGCUCACCACGUUCGACGAGUUCAACAGUUUGAUCGAGUUGAAGAAAUACAACGAGACCGGUGCUCGGUUUGAAAAAUUCAAAAUCCCUUCCAACUGAAUCCAUAGACGCGACCUGUUUGUUAUACUGUAAAGUGGUCACCUCGUGUAUGUAUUGUCUUAUAAAUAAAAGACCUGUAAGUGUUCGAUCGAUUAAUCAAUUCAGGUUAGACAUUUC